GGAUUUGUUGUAAUUUAGGUAUGGCGUUACGGGUUAUUCGCCUGCUUGUACCCCAAGGUGCAACGGCGUUCAGGACAGGAGGACAUGUACAGAAGAGUGGAAUCCACACGAGUUCUGUAAAUAGCCUGCAGUAUGGUUUCUGGGCAUACAUUUUGGGCGAGAGGACAAGCCCCAGACUAACGGAAUACAGCAAAAUCAUCACUGUCGAUGGCAACUUGGCUUCUGGAAAAGGGGCACUGGCAGCACAACUUGCCGACAAGUUAGGUAUGUUAUACAUGCCUGAGGCGGACAUUCACUAUGUGGACAGAAUGAACAAGGAGAAGGAGCCACUGUCCUCGGCACUCAACGGCUACUGCAGCCUGGAGAAGUUCUACACGGACCCCAAGGCCAAGGAUGGCAACUCAUACCGCCUGCAGUGCUGGAUGUAUCAGAUGCGCUUCAUGCAGUACGCCGAUGCCAUCGAGCAUAUGCUCACCACCGGCCAAGGGGUUGUUUUGGAGAGGUCUCCCUUCAGUGACAUAGUGUUUCUGGAGGCCAUGUGGAAACAGCGGUACAUCAGGAAGCAGUGUGUGGAGCACUACAAUGAGAUCAAGGGUAUCAGCAUCUGUGAGUUCCUGCCUCCUCACCUGGUGAUCUAUGUGGACCAGCCUGCUGAAGAGGUGCUGAAGAAACUCAAGGCCACAGGAAAGCCCCAUCUUCAGAACGUCCCCCUGGCAUACCUGAAGAGCAUCGAAGAGGCCUACAAGAAAACGUUCCUGCCAGCCAUCAGUGAAGAAGCAGAGGUCCUUGCCUAUAACACCGAGCAAGCUAAGGAUAUUGACAAGAUCAUAGAGGAUAUUGACUAUCUGAAGUUUGACAAAGGACCCUGGAAGGAGCAGGAUGAUGUCACCUAUCAUCACAUGAGAAAUUUUGUGGAGGACAAGCAGUCGGUGGCUGAUCUGACCGUCAUCCCUCGCUACCUGCCCGAGAUCACUGUUGGCGCCCAUGAUGUGGACAGCACCUACUACGGCUACAAAUCGCUCCCUGGAAAGGCCUACGCAGUGGGCUACAACGCAGACAUUGGCGACAAGAAUAUCCUCUUCAAGUAAACAGUGGCAGUAGUAGCGGCCAUUUUGCAAAACCCCACAGUGCUACCAACACAGAUGGCAGCCAUGACCGUAAAGAAACACAAAACCACGAUGGAAUACAUUUUCCACCAUCUAACAACCUUGUAAGCUCCGGUGGGCCAAGACACGUUUGAAUAUAUAUGGUUCUUGCUUAACAUAAACAUGUACAUUAUUAUUGUUGAAUAAAAAGUGUAAAUUAAAAAC
This is a messenger RNA of Engraulis encrasicolus (European anchovy), 1310 nucleotides long. It is a transcript of the gene ndufa10, whose product is annotated as NADH:ubiquinone oxidoreductase subunit A10. The coding region runs from base 21 to 1088 and encodes 355 amino acids. The record is from RefSeq and is a predicted model, not a curated record. Gene Ontology annotation, cellular component: cytoplasm. Gene Ontology annotation, biological process: mitochondrial electron transport, NADH to ubiquinone. Lineage: Eukaryota; Metazoa; Chordata; Actinopteri; Clupeiformes; Engraulidae. The transcript is spliced from 10 exons.